Kogia breviceps (pygmy sperm whale) is the source of this 2546-nucleotide messenger RNA. It is a transcript of the gene KLC1, whose product is annotated as kinesin light chain 1. The record is from RefSeq and is a predicted model, not a curated record. Gene Ontology annotation, biological process: microtubule-based movement. Gene Ontology annotation, cellular component: kinesin complex; cytoplasm. NCBI's taxonomy places the organism in Eukaryota, Metazoa, Chordata, Mammalia, Artiodactyla, Physeteridae. Gene Ontology annotation, molecular function: kinesin binding.
GACGCCAUUUUCGGCGGCGGGCGCAGCGGAGCAGGAGCCUGCUGGGCGGCGGCUGCGAGGAGGAGCCUCGGGGCACAGCGCGGGUGGGCGGCCGAGGAUGCUGCGGGGCGGCCGCGCCGGCGCCCCUCGCUUGUGACCGCGGCGCCGCACCUGAGGCGGCAGAGGCGACAGCCCCGGCGGUCCCGCUCGGCGCACGCGCCCGCGGCCUCCCGGUGCUGACAGCGCGAGCGCGCGGCCCCGCGGGAGCAGCACGAAUGUAUGACAACAUGUCCACAAUGGUGUACAUAAAGGAAGACAAGUUGGAGAAGCUUACGCAGGAUGAAAUUAUUUCUAAGACAAAGCAAGUAAUUCAGGGCCUGGAGGCUCUGAAGAAUGAGCACAAUUCCAUUUUACAAAGUUUACUGGAGACACUGAAGUGUUUGAAGAAAGAUGACGAAAGUAAUCUGGUGGAAGAGAAAUCAAACAUGAUCCGAAAGUCACUGGAAAUGUUGGAGCUUGGCCUGAGUGAGGCACAGGUUAUGAUGGCUCUGUCAAACCACCUGAAUGCCGUCGAGUCGGAGAAGCAGAAGCUGCGCGCACAGGUGCGUCGUCUGUGCCAGGAGAACCAGUGGCUGCGGGAUGAACUGGCCAACACGCAGCAGAAAUUGCAGAAGAGCGAGCAGUCUGUGGCUCAGCUGGAGGAAGAGAAGAAGCAUCUGGAAUUCAUGAAUCAGCUGAAAAAAUACGAUGAUGACAUUUCUCCAUCAGAGGACAAAGACACUGAUUCCACCAAAGAGCCUCUGGAUGACCUCUUCCCCAAUGACGAUGACGACCCCGGUCAAGGCAUGCAGCAGCAGCAGAGCAGCGCGGCAGCGGCCGCGCAGCAGGGUGGCUACGAGAUCCCCGCGCGGCUGCGCACCCUGCACAACCUGGUCAUCCAGUACGCCUCUCAGGGGCGCUACGAGGUCGCCGUGCCCCUCUGCAAGCAGGCCCUGGAGGACCUGGAGAAGACCUCCGGUCACGACCACCCGGACGUGGCCACCAUGCUGAACAUCCUGGCCUUGGUGUACAGAGACCAGAAUAAAUACAAAGAUGCAGCAAAUCUACUGAAUGACGCCUUGGCCAUCCGUGAAAAAACUUUGGGCAAAGAUCAUCCUGCGGUGGCAGCAACUCUGAAUAACCUCGCAGUGCUUUACGGCAAGAGAGGGAAGUACAAAGAAGCUGAGCCGCUGUGUAAAAGAGCUCUGGAGAUCAGAGAAAAGGUUUUGGGAAAGGAUCACCCCGAUGUUGCCAAGCAGUUAAAUAACUUGGCCUUACUGUGCCAGAACCAGGGCAAGUACGAAGAAGUAGAAUAUUAUUAUCAAAGAGCCCUCGAGAUCUACCAAACAAAACUGGGGCCUGAUGACCCCAAUGUGGCCAAAACGAAAAAUAACCUGGCAUCCUGCUAUCUGAAGCAAGGAAAAUUCAAGCAAGCAGAAACACUGUACAAAGAGAUUCUCACUCGUGCACAUGAAAGGGAGUUUGGUUCUGUAGAUGAUGAAAAUAAACCCAUUUGGAUGCAUGCUGAGGAAAGAGAAGAAUGCAAAGGAAAGCAAAAGGAUGGGACUUCUUUUGGAGAGUAUGGUGGCUGGUACAAAGCCUGCAAAGUUGACAGUCCAACUGUUACAACUACUUUAAAAAACCUUGGGGCACUUUACAGACGUCAAGGCAAGUUUGAAGCUGCAGAAACAUUGGAAGAAGCAGCCAUGAGGUCACGUAAACAGGGUCUUGACAAUGCUCACAAACAGAGGGUAGCUGAGGUGCUGAAUGACCCUGAGAACAUGGAGAAGCGGAGGAGCCGCGAGAGCCUCAGCGUGGACGUGGUCAAGUACGAGAGCGGCCCUGACGGAGGGGAGGAAGUGAGUAUGAGCGUAGAGUGGAACGGGAUGAGAAAGAUGAAGCUCGGGCUGGUUAAAUGACUUGCUCAGCGUCGCAUGGCCUAGCUGCCCUGUGUGACACUCACACUGUCUCCUGCAUGAUGGGCGGCAUCUCCUCCAGCUUUUCUUCUCUCUCCAGUGCUGACUGCUGUGUUUAGCAAUCCCCUAGGAUUCUUGUCAGAGCUACACCUCUCUGUGACUGGCCAUUCCUUCUGGUGCUGCUGUCCUUUUGGGGGGUUCCUUAUCUCUGUAUACAUGUAGCUUUGCCAGAUAUGUACUUAGUAAUAUAAAGUGUGUUAAUAAAACCAUUUACUGUGUAAUACCUGAGUUUAAAAACUAAGAGCAAUUAGCUGUUCACUUUGAUAAGAGGUAGUUAGUAGUAUCCCCCAGGUGUUACUGCAAUGGCAUGAUGGUGACUGUGACACUAGCUAGGCUGUCAGAGUAGGGCAUGUGCUGCUCCUGUCGCGCUUGGAGACCUGGCGGGACCACCCCGGGCUCUGGGCGCCCCCCUUAGGGUCGCGCUCAAGUAGAGUUUGCUGUGUAGUCUUUGUGUGAGAUUUUGGCAAUUCUGCUUUUCUCUACUAAUCUUUAAGUGUUCAGUGAUUUGCGUAUUUGUGUCUUUCUAACUUCUAAUAAACUCACUCCAACUGA